AUGGAGGCUCGUAAACAGGAUCAACGACCCGUACCAAAAACAUACUACUAUCUCGACUACAAAGAAUUUGUGGAUGUGGUCAAGUGGAAGAUGUACAAGAUGCAAACGAACGUUCGUGACAAUCUGCGAACGGAAUCAGAAAACAAGGGUUACAUUUGCUCAAACUGUCAACGCCAAUAUUUGCCUUUAGAGGCCGUACCACUGAUGGACCCAACGGACGGACUUUUCCAUUGCGACGCCUGCAGCGAAGUUUUAGUCGAGAACGAUAAUGCUGAAAGCGUACAAGGAAGCCAGCAGGAACUGACACGGUUACGAGAACAGUCUCAACCUAUCAUUUCUCUAUUGAAACAGACCGAUACAUUAACAAUUCCAACAAACUAUAUAUUCAAACCAAUUGGUGUUGCAGCACGUGGCAAUGGUGCAUCACGAGAGGAACACGAGCUUGCUAUUGCGCAAGAUACAGGUGCUGGACAAGGUGAAAUCAUUGUCGAUCUGCAAAUGGAUAACGAAGCAGCACGACGGGCAAAACUGGAAGAGGCGGAAGAAAAGCGUCAACAAAACAUGCUUCCUGUAUGGCAUCAACGAAGUACUGUUUCCGAUUCGUUGGCCGGCACUGGCGAUCGUCCACAGGAUAAAGAAAAGAAGGAAGAGGAAGAGACAUUUGAUGAGGUUGCUACAGAAGAGUUUGAUGCCGAUAGACAUGAUUAUUAUGCAAAGUACUACGAAUCUUUGAGUGCAGCUGCACCAGCAGGCGAUGCAAAUGCCUUGGAUGUAGAUGAAGAUGAAGAAGAGUUCGAAACAGUUACCAAUGGUAAUGAUUACUAUAGCCCUGAUACCAACGGUGCUGGACAAAGAGCACCAAGCGAGGACGAGGGAUUGGAAGAGUUUGGAGAGGAUGAAGAUAUUCCUUUGGUAUCAGUUAAUGGUCGGAUGGUGCCUCUGAAUGAAGUGAUGGAAGAAGACCAACGAAAUAUGACUACAGAAGAAUACAAGGCAUACUAUGAAGCAUGGCAAAAUUGGCAGGCUAGCUAG
Messenger RNA from Zychaea mexicana, 1032 nucleotides. RefSeq lists its product as uncharacterized. Gene Ontology annotation, biological process: transcription initiation at RNA polymerase II promoter; transcription open complex formation at RNA polymerase II promoter. The record is from RefSeq and is a predicted model, not a curated record. The coding region runs from base 1 to 1032 and encodes 343 amino acids. NCBI's taxonomy places the organism in Eukaryota, Fungi, Mucoromycota, Mucoromycetes, Mucorales, Lichtheimiaceae. Gene Ontology annotation, cellular component: transcription factor TFIIE complex. The transcript is spliced from 8 exons.